Nezara viridula (southern green stink bug) is the source of this 3488-nucleotide messenger RNA. NCBI's taxonomy places the organism in Eukaryota, Metazoa, Arthropoda, Insecta, Hemiptera, Pentatomidae. The record is from the annotation of a GenBank genome assembly.
AAACGUCCUUUAUUGCCUAAUAUACAAUGAAUAAGUUAGAAAUUUAAAAAAAAAAAGAUUUCUUAAUUAAUUUUUAUUUCUGAAGUUAACCUAUAACAAUAUGUCAAUCCAUAACUAAUUUAAGCCUUCUCGGAUAUACUAUAACAUUCCCUUAAUAUUACGGACUUUUAAUUCCUUUAAAACAAGUUUUAAUUUUAUUUACAUCGCAUCUAUUCCAUUUGACGCAAGCAGGAAGAAAUUGUAAACAAUAAGUUGCAAGGUUAAUCGAUUAAUCAGCUGAUCACUCAGAUGUUAUUUACCUCCCUGAGUAGAUGUAGUUUUUAAGCUUCUUCAUUAAAUUUAAAUUGACCAAAUCAUAUCUUAUAGUUUUUGUAUUUUAACUUUUAAAUAUGAUGUCCCCUGCGACUGUCGAUUCUAAAAGAUGUGUUGUCUUUCCAGGAAUACUGUGAGAUAUUAAAAGUCAUUUCUUCAAGCUGGAAGAAUCAGUUCCUUAUAUAGCCAACAUUAAUUCCUGAUGCCAACCUCUCUCUUAAUGUGUGGAUUGAAUUCAAAUUAGCUCCCCAUACUUUUGUGGUGCAGAUGAAAAGAAAAAGGAUAUAUCAAAAUGGUUAGCAUGAGUUCAACUCUAGUCGAAACAGUUUCAAUUAACUAUGAAGACUUCAAUGAAAGUUUCCUCACUUGUGGAACCUGUUUAUGUAUGUAUGAUGGUGGUGAACACACUCCGAAACUGUUGGCAUGCUCUCAUACUGUUUGCCUUCAUUGCCUGUCUCGAAUUGCUGGACAAAACCCAGCAUCACCUACUUUCCGCUGCCCGAUAUGCAGAGAUAACAUUACCGUUCCUCGAGGUGGAGUUGCUGCUCUGCCUCCGAGUUUUCUAGUCAAUCAACUAUUGGACUUAAUGGCUUCCCAAAGAAGGGAAGUUGUGCCGAAAUGUUCUGUCCAUUUUAAUCAGGAGUUAUUGUUUUGCGAAACCUGUGAUACCGUAUUCUGUUCUCAAUGUACGUCUGGCUCUCAUUCUUCUGCGGCCUCAGCAAGUAUGUCAUCAUGUGAACAUACAGUGAUUCCUUUCAGCAUCGCCAUCAAGAGAAUGUCUGAAAUUUUACUCUACAAAGCCAACGAAUGUAUUUCUAAGCUUACAGAGGCUGAAGAGGCUGUGAGAGGAGAAGUAGAAAGGCUUGAAGGUGCAGCAAGAGCUUGUCUUGAGAGAGUUGAGGCUUUGUUUUCCGAGGCCCACGCAGCUGUUGAAGCUAGACGUCAGGCUGUUGUUGAACAAAUCAAUUGUGUUCGAGAUGCGAAACUAAAAGUUCUCAGAGCUCAACUUGAUACAAUUCAGGCCGAAAAAGAUAAGGUUACUUCAGAAUGUGAUGGGCUACAGUAUCAAGUUGAAGUCAGAAAUAUAUCUCAAAGGAUAUGUUCACUUUCGCAGAAGUUAGAAAGUGUCUCUGUUCUUUCCGAGCCGAGAGAAAAUUCUUUCAUAGAAUGUAAUCUUGUGCAAGGAUGCCUUACAAGCUUGGAGCAAGGUCUUAAAGCUACGGUCAGAACGACAACGACAUUCCCAAGCUUUUCUACGUUGUCAUCCUUAGGUGAGCAUGUUGUGAAUUUGGAAUGUUCCAUUGUUCUGACCACCAUAGAUUACGAUGGUAACGUCAGACUUACUGGUGGGGAUCCUGUAGUUGGUGAAAUAACUUCACCAGCUGGAGAAACUUUCGAAGUUUUGGUUGACGAUAGGGGGGAUGGUACAUAUCACUUAAAAUUUAGACCUCCUGUACCUGGAAGGUAUGAAAUGAAAGUGAGCGUCGUAGAUAGACCUGUUAAACAGUGCCCUUAUGUUUUGGAAGUAAGCGAACAUAAUAAUCCGAUCACAACUUACGGUUCCAGAGGAUCAGGGAAGGAUCAGCUCUUACAGCCAGUUGCUAUCACAUACGAUCCUUCAACACAGCAGGUCUUUGUAGUAGACACUGGAAAUUCUCGUAUUAAAGUCCUGAAUAAAGAUCUUUCAUUGAUAAAGCAUUUGGAUAAUCCAGGUCUUCAGGGACGUUCUUGUACUGGGAUUUCCUGUUUUACCUCGGCUGCGAGUGAUCCUUGGUUGGUUGUUGUUAACUGGAGAACGCAAGCAAUUACGAGAAUGUCAUUGGAAGGAGAAUCUUUAUCGAGUUUUACUCAUUGUGGAUUUCAAGAACCGAUAGACAUUGCUGUUGACUCAACUUAUGGCCACAUACUGGUCGCUGAUAAUGGCCCUUCAUGUGUUUUCGUUUUUGAUACUGAAGGAAAGUUUUUGUUUGAGGUUGGUAAAAAAGGGAGUUCUAAAGGCUGCUUCAAUCUGAUAUCAGGUGUAACAGUUGGUCCUGAAGGGGAAAUCGUCGUUGCAGAUUCAAGAAUUCAGGUAUUUUCUGCAAAAGGAGACUUCUUGCAAGAAAUAUAUCCUCAAGGGAAAGGUAAAGGGCGUUACGGUGGAAUAACAGUUGAUUCUCAGGGCCAUAUACUUGGCUCGCGUACAGAAAAAGGUAAGAAUUUCAUACAGGUGUUUUCUCUUGCUGAUGGGAACCUACUUGAAACUAUUGAUUCAGACUCAUCGAAGCUUAAAAGACCUUCGGGGCUGGUGGAUAUAGAGGAUAAGUAUGUUAUUGUCGUAGACCUUGGCAACGACACUCUUAAGAAAUAUUGUUAUUGGUGAAUUUUUGAGGUUAAAUCGUUGUUAUCUAAUAAGGUUAAGCUGUAACACUUUCUCUAAAUCUGCUUCUGUUAGCGCUAAGCACGUGUAUGAUCUUACUGAGAGGUUAUUCUUUCCUUAGAGUUUUGCCUCAGAUAGUAGAAAAAUGUUAUUCAAACCACCGCUAUGACAGUCACUAUUACGGUAGCGAGUGUGAAUGAUGUAUAUGACAGUUGAAAUGAGUACUAAACAAUUAGAAAGUAUGUUAAUCAAUACAGUUUAUAUAGUUCUUAUAUUUUUAAGAAAUUGGUUUUGUUUAUUGUCAGGUAUCUGAAUAGAAGUUAUAUGUUUAUUAGAUUCUUUAACUGUUAUAAUUUUUUAUGAUUCUGUUAUCUUAAAUAGAUUAAAUCGUAAUUCGCAUUUCAAAUUAAACUUAUUUAAAAUCAUCCCUCAUAAUUGAUAAAACAAAAAAUAAAUUGCUCUCCCAUGACGGAACAGUAUGUUGAUUGAGUGACAAAUUUCUAAGAUUUUUUUUUAUUUUUUAUUGCUGUUAUAGUUUUACUCGUUUUAUUGAUUUAAUUAACUUCUAUAUCAUUAUGAAUAAUUGUUGUAAAUUGUUAAUGUUGAUGUUUUCUUUCUGCUAUGCUUCGUCAUUCUUUUCUGGAUUGUUCCUAUUUUCUUGAAUUAAGAUAUUAAAUUUCUUUAGGUUUUAACAUUAUUUAAUGUGCCUAAGAAAUGUCUGAACAUAAUUUAUGAUCUAUUUUGUUUUGAUUCACCAUGCAAGUACUUCUUAAUAGAAUAUUUUAAAAAUAAAUAAUUUUUUUACUAUGCAUUUUUA